AUGAAAAUAUCCAGAUCUCAAUAAGUACUUACAGGUGCAUGUAAUAAAUUUCGGUGCUAUUUUCAAGAAAUGGUUCGGAAUGGAAUUCAUAAUUAUAUCGAUACAAUAAAACCAAUACUAUUUCUAAUGAAAAUACUGGGAACGAUGCCAUUCCAUUUAAAUGAGAAAGAAAAUAUACCUACAUUUCUGACAUCUAAAUUUCUAUCACUAAUCGGCGUAAUUAUUUAUUGCACCAAUGUUACUUUUAACUUGGCUUAUAUGUUUCGGCAAAUGACCUACUCGGAGGAUAGUUUUAGUUUCAAAUAUUUAAUGGGGAUUGUGCCCAGGUUAAUUGUUCGAUGGUUUGUCUUCAUGAUACCUUUUUGCACGUGGAAUAAACAGAAAUAUUUAAGCGAGUAUUGGAAAAAUUGGAAACACUUCCAGGACAGAUAUGAAAAAAUAUCCGACAAAGUGUACGUUUCACGGUCAAAAACAAGCAUAAAACUGGCUACCUUAAUCGUCUUACUUCUCACAUUAUUUAUCGAAGUAUUAGGAUAUAUUUAUGUACACGAUGGAAACGAUUAUACCAAUUUGAUCGCUGGAGGUUUAGCUUAUUCGACUGUCUUCACUGUGGGAGCUUAUUGGUACACAAACUGCAUUUACGUGAAAUACGCAGCCGCCGAUUUACUUCAUUUACAAAAGGGAAGUAAGACGAAUAGAUCGAUUACUCCAUUAAAUAUUGCCUAAUUAUUAAUUAGUCAAAUUGUGGCUCAUUGAUAUGUUUCAUUUUGCAGAAUGUAAUAGAGAAGAGUAUGAACUCAAAUGAUCAACAAUUACACGAAAUAUUGUCAAUUUGGUUAACUUUGAGUGAGCUAAUGGAAAAGUUCAAUGCUGCACAUUCCGUUCUAUUUUUGGUUUAUAUUUUAGGAAUUGUUACGGCUAUGAUUAUUUUUUCCUAUACAGCAAUUUAUCAUUCAACGUAUCAAGAAAUGUCCGAAAUUGUUGUGCAAUUGACAGGAAUUUUAAUAACUGUGAUGCUUAUUUUUGUAAUAUGCGAGACUGCGUAUUCAGUACAAAGACAGAUUAAUCAAAAACAAAAAGAAGUAUUAUUACAAGAAAACACCAAUCACAUGACUUCUAAAAUGCUUCAUAAUGUGCUGUGUUUUUUGCAAACCAUUUACGUUAAAAACCCUGCAGUGAAUUUGAACGGAUUUAUUGUGCUGAAUCGUGUAGUAUUUCCAUCGAUUGCAUCAGUUUGCAUCAAUUAUCUCAUAAUAUUGCGUCAAUUUUCCCUGGGAAUUUAAAAGAACAAUACCUAUAUACGUAUACAAGGACAUUUUUGAAAUCAUUUUCAAUCAAAACUGAGCACACCCACACAACGUGACUUGUACUGCAUACAGCAAGUGACCUACCUAAUAUCCUACCUGAAUGCAUGUGUAUAAAUGAUAGGUACCCACUCAUAUCGCUCGAACUGAAGGAUGAAGAUAGAUUAAACAUUACCUAGGUAUCUAUUCUAACAUAAAGUUAUAGUUAAUUCCGCCUAAUUUUGUAUCACGAGUAUUUUAUAGCUAAAAUACACACGAACAUUUGUAAUAAAUAGACGACGAUAGUGCUGUAAUAAAUCGUACAAUUAAGAUUUUACAACGAUGAUAAAGUUGACAGGUAUAAUAAUGAAAACAUAAUCACGUACCUCAGCUAUAUUCCUACCUACGUAUUUACUUAUUAAAUAUUCGGAACUGAAAUAACGACGAAUAAAUGACUUAAAACCAACACCCAUCAAGAAGUUAUGAUUUUAAUUAGUUUCAAAAAUGCAGUAGGAAUUUGUUCAGUCAGUUUCCUGUUUGGGAAAUAUGUUCCCAUCAAGCAUGUUCAAAUCGAAUAAAAACGAAUAUUUGAAAACAAUGAAACCGAUGCUUUAUUUGAUGAGAAUAAUUUGCGCAUUGCCAUUUUGGAUAAAACCACAACAUGAAAUUCCUCGUUUCGUAUCAUCGAAGAUUGUUGCCUCAGUGAGCAUCGUCUCGUGUAUAUUUUUUCACUACCAUUUCGGAAGCUACGUAUUAGACAUGCUAAUUCGCACAAAUAUGGCUAAUAUUGUAAGGUUGGUGGCAGCUACAGGACCUGAAAUGCUUUUUGAACUGUUUUGUUUGGCCAUACCACUAAUAAUGUUGAGCAGGAAUAAAGAAGUACAAGAAUAUUGGAACUCGUGGCAACAGUUUCAGAAAGAAUAUGAAAAUGUGAUUGGAACACCUUUUGUAUCAAGAAGUCGAAAACACGUCAACAUAGCAGCGCUAAUCAGCCUUUCGUGGUUAGCUUGGAGAAGUAUUUACGCUGCGUGGUUUCAUUAUCAUGUAUUUAGUGGUAUCGUCGAUUUCCUCACGAAUGAUUAUCUUUUUUUCUCACUUUAUGUUAUAUCCUUCUACUGGUUUGCCAAUUGCGCCUAUAUUAGCUCGAUAUCGGAGGAUAUUCGUAUUCUAGAACAGAAAAUCAUCAGCGAGAAGAAAGAUCACUUCAAAUUGAAAAAACUCAUCUCAGUAUGGUUAAAUCUGUGCGAUAUAAGUAAUCAUUUCAACGAAGCUCAUUCCUUCUUAUAUUUGAUAUUCUUCAUGUUAAUAGUGAUCUCUGUUAUCAUCUAUGUUUAUGCUCUUUUAUACUAUUCGACGUAUAAAAUCGUGUACCCUUGCACAGUCUACAUCAAUUUGUCAUCAAUGUAUGUGAUUUUUCUUCUAGUAAUUUGCGAAUCGGCGCAUUCAACUUAUUACCAAAUGAAUUAUCUGCAAAAGGAAACUUUACUGCAAGAAAACACAAUGAAAAUAGAGACUGCCAUGUUAAAAUCGAUAUCAAGAUUUUUGCAUACGGUCAACUUGCGAAAUCCAACCAUGCAUUUAAAUGGAUUUUUCCCCCUGAAGCGAAUAGAAUUUCCAAUGGUUCUCACUCUUUCUAUCAACUACUUGAUUAUCCUCCGCCAGUUCGCUGAUCAAUGAAUUAAAACAUCUGUGACCAAAUCAUUUCGUUUGAAAAAUCAUUUCAAGUUUCCACCAUCAUUAAUAAAAAUUCAUGAUGAAAUACAUAUUAUUUUCAUCCCAUUUUCUAGUACAUACCUAUUAUAUUAUGUAAUUUUAUAGUUGUCAUAGACUUCAAGUUAAACAUUUUUCCUCGGAAAAUUACAGGAAGAAAAUAUAUGUAUUUUGUUAA
Molecule: messenger RNA, 3171 nt
Organism: Planococcus citri (citrus mealybug)
Lineage: Eukaryota; Metazoa; Arthropoda; Insecta; Hemiptera; Pseudococcidae
Product: gustatory and odorant receptor 24-like
Exons: 12
Coding region: 1830-2960 (376 amino acids)
Biological process (GO): sensory perception of taste
Cellular component (GO): membrane
Source: RefSeq, a predicted model, not a curated record